Messenger RNA from Ziziphus jujuba (common jujube), 1337 nucleotides. RefSeq lists its product as uncharacterized. NCBI's taxonomy places the organism in Eukaryota, Viridiplantae, Streptophyta, Magnoliopsida, Rosales, Rhamnaceae. The record is from RefSeq and is a predicted model, not a curated record. Bases 229 to 1146 code for a protein of 305 amino acids. Gene Ontology annotation, biological process: root development; shoot system development. The transcript has a single exon.
GCUAGUCUUUAUGAGUUUAGUUGGGUGAAGACGUGACAGCAUAAUCUUCGCCAUUGAAAAGCCCACACUGCAGCUACAUAUUUAUCACAUUCCCAUAAGCUAAAGAUUCUUUUGGCCCCCUUUCAUUUUGGAAGUAUAAAUUGCUACUCUUUUGGCUUUAGAACUUGUUCAAAUCGAAAACCCCCGAAUUGAAAACCUCCUUUUUUUUUCUUCUUUUUUUUGCCAGUUAUGAAAAGACCAACAAUGAUAGCAUUUUCACCAAAAUCUUCUUCUAAAUACAAUUCUAGAUCUAUUAGCUUCCCAGCCAGAUCUCAUCCAAGCACACAGAGAGUUGAAGAAGAGCUUAACAAGCUCAAAGCUAGCCAAGAAACUUCUUCAUCAAAAGCAGAAACUAUUUGCUUCGGACUAUCUGGUCUCAAAGAGUUGUAUAGUUGCAUCGAGGAGCUUCUGAAUUUGCCAUCGACACGACAAGCUUUAGCAGCCCAAGAUCAAAACGAGAAAUUGGUAAACGAUUUGUUGGAUAGCUCGCUGAGGUACUUGGAUGUUUGCAGCAAAAUAAGAGAUGAUGUUUUGGCCAUGAAAGAAAGUGUUAGAGAGCUUCAAUCGGCACUUCGAAGAAGAAAGGUUGGAGAUUCCAACAUUGAAAGCGACGUCGCUUCUUACUUUUCGUUUAGAAAAAAGAUGAAGAAGGAAAUUGGGCAGUCUCUUACUUCUCUGAAGCAAAUAGAGAGCAAAUAUGGGACUUUUCCUCUUGAUCUAGAUACCCAUUUGAGUGCUGUGGUUAGAGUACUGAGAGAGUCAAGUUUCAUCUCCGGCACAAUUUUCCGGUCGUUUUUCUUGUUCCUGUCGACGCCAUUGUUGAAACCGAAGCAGAGCAAGUGGUCUUUGGUUUCAAUGAUGGUGCAUAAAGGGAUAGUGUGUGAAGAACAGAAAAGCAUGAAUGAGUUGGAAAGCGUAGAUGUUGCUCUAAGCAACUUGUCCCUGCAAAAUUCGAGCGAAGAUGGUCAAGAUGAGAAGUUUGAAUCUGCACAGAAAAAGUUGGAGGCUUUGGAUUUUGGCAUUGAAGGCCUAGAAAAUGGGUUGGAGAGUUUGUUUAGGCUCUUGAUCCAUAACAGAGUGGCUCUGUUGAAUAUACUUUCACACUAGGAGGGGUUAUUUACUUCAAAAUUUAUCAUAAAAUUAAUUGCUUGAGGGUAUCCGAAUUUUAGAGGAUUCUGGCAUUAUACAUGGUUUUUGUUCACUAAUUGCUAAUAGUCUGGAAAUUAACAAUUUUAUGUGCAUAUAUAAAAUGUAUGGUGCAAAAUUGGAAUAUAAUUUGAACCGAAAUUUUAGUUGAA